Larimichthys crocea (large yellow croaker) is the source of this 1021-nucleotide messenger RNA. RefSeq names its product carbohydrate sulfotransferase 12-like. Gene Ontology annotation, cellular component: membrane. Gene Ontology annotation, biological process: carbohydrate biosynthetic process; proteoglycan biosynthetic process. NCBI's taxonomy places the organism in Eukaryota, Metazoa, Chordata, Actinopteri, Sciaenidae. The record is from RefSeq and is a predicted model, not a curated record. The coding region runs from base 1 to 954 and encodes 317 amino acids. Gene Ontology annotation, molecular function: sulfotransferase activity. The transcript has 5 exons.
AUGGGAGGAUGCCGAAGAUCCCUGCUGCUCCUAGGAUUCAUGUUUGUCAUCAUGGCGUAUUAUCAAUGGGACAUGUUACCACAAAAGAGAGCAGAGAGGAUCCAUCAGCGUCAGGAACUGAGAAAGCAGUCGCUGAGAGAAAUGUGUGCCGCUGAAGAGGCGUUUUCUGAGGGAAAGCGCAGUUUAGAUGACAUGAGCAACGGGGAGUUGAGGAACCUCAUUGUGGAUGACAAACACGGCAUCAUUUACUGUUACAUACCCAAGGUUGGGUGUACCAACUGGAAAAGGGUAUUUUUUGUGCUGAAGCAGGGUGAGCCUUAUCCUGAUCCCAUGUCCAUAGAAGGUGAAAUGGUACAUAUGCCCAACAUGGUCCCUCUCCUAAACAGCUUCCCAAGAACAGAGAUGAAGGCAAAGCUGAAGCAUUACACCAAGUUCCUGUUUGUCAGGGACCCGUUUGUACGUCUCAUCUCUGCCUAUCGAGACAAGAUGCUGGGGAACCAGAAGUACUUCUAUGAAAACUAUGGCUGGAAAAUUCUGCGCCUGUAUGGCAACCAGCCUGCACCACAUUUAGCAGGAGAGGCAUUUGCAUCUGGCAUACGUCCCUCAUUUUACAACUUUAUUCAGUACCUGGUGGACCCGAGGACAGAGAUGAACGAGCCUUUUGAACCCCACUGGAGGCAGAUGCACCGCCUGUGCCACCCCUGCCUCAUAAAGUAUGAUUUUGUUGGCCAUCAGGAAACUCUUCAGGAGGAUACUGAACACAUAUUGAAGACCUUAAUGCUGGAGGACGACAUUAAGUUCCCUCCUUCUAACAAAAACAUGACUUCCACUACUUCUGUGUUGGACUGGUUCAGAACAGUGCCACUAGAGGACAGGAGGAAGCUGUACAAGAUCUAUGAGAAGGACUUUAAGCUUUUUGGCUACAGAAAGCCAAGUGAAUUGCUUGAUGGUUGAGAUCAAGUCAUGAUUUGGACAACUUCACUUUUUUCUAUGCAGCCACUGAGCAUAUAGAAACUACAAU